CAGCAGUACGCGCGGGCCUAUCUUUGGUAUGUACUAACCAAGGUAGUCUUCUCAGAUGCAACCGGGAACUCAGCCCUCUGGAUGUUCUUGGAGCCACUUAAUAACUGGGAUACCCAGUAUAGCUGGGGUUCGGCCGCACUAGCAUACUUGUAUCGUCAGCUUGACUUGGCGUGUCGGAGGAAGGGAGGUACAUCCUCAUUGUCUGGGUUUGUUUGGAGCCUAUCCGUGUGGAUGUGGGAGCGGAUCCCGGUUGGACGGCCCGAUUUGAAGAACCCCCUCAUGGCAAACCCACGGGGUAAUCAUGACGGGUUGCAUGAUGAUGAUCCAUAUCGGCGCCCUACGCUUGCUUACUAUUGGGAACAAGUGACAGUGUACACAGGAAGCUCACAUGUGCGAUACAAGUGCUAUAUGAACGAGCUGGACACCUUGACUGCUGAGCAGGUACAUUGGUUGCCUUAUGUGGAAGAUCGUGACUUUGAUCUUAAUGAGAUGUGCACGCGUGAUAGCCAUCUUUGGUGGGCGAGGUGCCCAAUGAUAUGCUUCUUCGCAGUCGAGUGGCACUUUGUAGACCGUGUGGCAAGACAAUUUGGAAAAAGACAAGGUAUUCCAAUUGAGGAGAGCAAGGAGGAAAUGCUAUCUCUGCAUCGGUUCGAUCGAAGGAACAAUCAGGAUAUAUCGGAUUGGGCAAACAAACACCGUGCGUGGAUAGAAAUUUGGAAUCAAAGAGACACGUUAGUGCAAUCAGAGAAUAGACCUCACAAUCAGUCAGCAUAUCAGAAGUAUCAAGUGUGGUAUGCGGAUCGUUACCGGUUAAAGCUGAAGCCAGGUUGGACUCACGAGGAGUGGUCGGAGUUGGUGUCUGAAGACCCGGAGACUGCAGAAGGUUAUCAUACCUUCAACACGGCUGUGAGAGACACCAGAGGGGCUCAUGUUGACUACGCACCGAUGCAUGACGAAAUGGGCAGAGAGUUGCUUCUGUGCGUCAACGAUGCCAAUGUUGCACUGAGUCAUCCACCUGGUGGUGCAUUAUCUGAGAGGACUCUUAGGAGCACGAUGGAGAAGUUCAAGAAGCGGUUCCAUAAGAUGGCAGCUAUGCUUUCUUGCCAUGGUGCUCAGUCCAGUGACGUGUAUGCACCAGGUAGCCGCGCCACCAGAGCUAAUAAACGGCGUUAUGUCCAGAACGAAGAGGACAUAGAGGAGGAGGUCAAUGAAGAGGAGCCAGCACAUCAAGAGGAGCCAACACAUCAUGAUGAGCAUGAGUAUGAUGCAACACAUCAAGAGGAUCAUGAGUAUGAUGUUGAUGCUCCACAACCAUCACAGGUUACACAACCGACACAAGGCAAUGCCCACUCUAGAAAAGGCAAAGCAAUAGCUAAGACACCGGGCCAGAAAGGUAGAAAGAAGAUAUGGAACACUCAAUUCCAUAGUCCGGAGUAUCCUCAUCAAUUUAUGCCUGCGGGAAUGCAAAGAUAUAAGUCGAACAUUGAUGCAGAGGCGAAGGAGGCUAGCGAAGAGGAGGAGCAUGAGGCUAGCGAAGAGGAGGAGCAUACACUUGCAGAUAUCGUGAAGAGAGGAAGGAAGAAGUGAGCUUGUUGUAGUUUGUUUCAAUGAGCUUGUUCUAGUUUGUUUCGACGAACCUGGUGUAGUCUCUUUCCAUGAACUUGUUGUCGUUUCUUUCCAUGAACUUGUUGCCGUUCGAAUUAAGUUGUACCGGAUUCGUGAAGUUGCUAUG
Molecule: messenger RNA, 1732 nt
Organism: Triticum dicoccoides
Lineage: Eukaryota; Viridiplantae; Streptophyta; Magnoliopsida; Poales; Poaceae
Exons: 6
Coding region: 82-1587 (501 amino acids)
Biological process (GO): meristem maintenance; meristem development
Source: RefSeq, a predicted model, not a curated record